AUAAUAACAAUAAUAUUAUUAAUAAAAUCCACAAUCUACACACACAACACAAAAAAGUAAACUAGCUGCAUUAAACUUUUGUCAUGCAAAGACUGAAUGUAAAUUUCUCCCUGAUCUGUGAAAUGGAAAGCUAUAAUUGUAGUUGUGUUUGUGAAGGUCGUUGGCAUUGUCAUAUUGGUUGCAUAAUGGGAUAAUUUCAGCAGCAAUAUGCUCUGUUCUCCCAUCAGCUACAGCUGUUUCCAUGGCAACUUGGACGGAGAAGCUUUCUCAACCAAAACCCAACCGCCUCAGAUAUCCAGACCGUCGUUCUGUUUACUGGCUGGACAAGCUGCCACCAGAGAAGACUGGAUCCACCAACAAAACUGAGUUGACCCCUCGCUGGUCGGAGCUAUGUAGAAGCAAAAAGUUCUACACUCAAGUCGCGCUUUCUCCCAUAUGGGAAGUAAGUGAAUGGGCUCUCAGGGCUGUUGCAUCCAAUCGGCUGUGUAGUCUGGCUCAACCUCAGGCCCCCACAGUUGUCUGGCAGCCAAACCGCCCGCCGCUGGUCCCUUUGAACAGAGCCACGCAGACGGCAGUCGCCACUACACGAAUUUGCCAGCUUGCCCAACCAAAACAAAGGCUGGUUCAUCAGGGCUCUGGCCACAAAUCUAAACCUGUACCCAUGAUUCACCUACCCUGCAAAGCAUCGGCACACAUAGAGCUCCUCGCUACCCCUAAGCAUGACCACCCCAAGUUUGAAGGAGAGCGCUCAGUUUGCUGGCUUGUCUCCAAGGCAGCGAGAAACUACUCAGCCAGCAAGAGAAUUCAUGAGCUGUCCAGUCCCAAAGACAGGAAGGUGCCGUUUGAGGGAUACGACCCGUACAUAGUUAGCCAGGCAGCCCGCUCUGCCAGCCCCUCGCCUCGGAUACUACAGCUCUGUCUGCCUAUGCCUCGCAAAUGUAGCUCAAACUAGGAAUGAUGAGGUCUGAUCCCCGGGGAAGUGUUGUUUGUUCCUCACUGUGAUGAAGUUGUUUCCAUGGAAAAUCAUGACUAAAGCCUAUUUCUUGCUCUGUUACAUGAAUGUACACAUUCAUUUAAUUGUAGUGCAGCAUCCUACUGUAUAUGACCUUGUUUACUGGUAUCUGGAAACUACAAUUUGUUCUUCUUCUGCCCCACUGCAGUAAAGAGCAACCCUUCAGUU
Micropterus salmoides (largemouth bass) is the source of this 1180-nucleotide messenger RNA. RefSeq names its product theg spermatid protein (gene spmap2). Lineage: Eukaryota; Metazoa; Chordata; Actinopteri; Centrarchiformes; Centrarchidae. The coding region runs from base 242 to 952 and encodes 236 amino acids. The record is from RefSeq and is a predicted model, not a curated record. Gene Ontology annotation, biological process: spermatogenesis. The transcript is spliced from 6 exons.